Messenger RNA from Phytophthora nicotianae INRA-310, 300 nucleotides. RefSeq lists its product as hypothetical. Gene Ontology annotation, molecular function: protein folding chaperone; metal ion binding; protein-folding chaperone binding. The coding region runs from base 1 to 300 and encodes 99 amino acids. The transcript has 2 exons. NCBI's taxonomy places the organism in Eukaryota, Oomycota, Peronosporomycetes, Peronosporales, Peronosporaceae. The record is from RefSeq and is a predicted model, not a curated record. Gene Ontology annotation, cellular component: mitochondrial matrix.
AUGAGCUCUCUCCGUAAGUUGGUCCCCUUUGGCAACCGCGUGCUGGUCAAGCGCUUCGAGGCCGUGGCUAAGACUGCCAGCGGCAUCUACCUGCCGGACGCCGAGAGCAAGCAGCAGAACGAGGGCGAGGUCGUGGCUGUUGGCCCUGGAGCCCGUGCCCCCGAUGGAACGCUCAUCCCUGCCCAGAGCGCUGUGGGCGACAAGGUGCUGCUGCCCGAGUACGGUGGCAGCUCCGUGAAGCUUGGCGACAAGGAGCUCUUUCUGUUCCGCGACGAGGACAUCCUCGGCAAGCUCGAGUAG